This is a messenger RNA of Paraglomus brasilianum, 1020 nucleotides long. The record is from the annotation of a GenBank genome assembly. Lineage: Eukaryota; Fungi; Glomeromycota; Glomeromycetes; Paraglomerales; Paraglomeraceae.
AUGGCAAAAAGUUUUAUUGCUUUGUCUUUAUUUAUCCUAUUUAAUGUUGCCAACGCCGCGCUUCCAGGGACAUGGCCGGCGGUCGAUCAACCUGUAGCGGCAGUUGCUGCUUGGAGUUCCCUGGUUGAUAUGUCAAAAGUAACAAAAGCUCCUCAACUUAAUCAGACUACGACUUGUGCACAAGUUUCGAGCUUUUGUCGAUCUCCCUGUGGUUGUAAUCGCCCCAGUGAUAUCCUCAAUUGUCCAACCAAAAAAGAUUGGGGUCUUUCGUUCGAUGAUGGUCCUUCGCCCUAUACAUCGAGAUUGGUAGAUUUCUUAGAUUCUCAAAAGAUAAAGGCUACGUUCUUCGUAGUGGGCUCCCGCGUAUAUCAAUUCCCAGAAGUUCUUAAGAAAAUAUAUGACAGUGGUCAUGACAUUGCGGUUCAUACAUGGUCACAUACGGCUCUUACAAGUUUAUCAAACGAACAGAUCAUUGCAGAAAUAAAGUACACUGAAUUAGCAAUCCAGCAAGCAAUAAAUGUUACGACUCGCACUGUGCGACCGCCAUAUGGUGAUUGUGACGACCGUGUUCGCGACAUUCUUGGACAACUGGGUUAUAAAAUAAUUUUAUGGGACCGUGACGCUUCAGACUUUCUGGCUAAUAGCAAUCCUAAUUUUAACGUCAAUUGGAUUCCUGGCAACUUUACUCAAUGGAUAGCUACUGACACUGGUACAACCGGACAUAUCUCUCUGGAACAUGAUUUGUAUCAAAAGACAGCUCUGGCAGCCGAGAGCGUCGUGCCUGUUCUUCAAAAAGCUCAGUAUAAUAUAGUGCCAGCGGCUACUUGUACCACUCCAGGUGCCACCUCAACAACCUCGAACACUACUACUGAUGCUGCUACUUCUACACCUGCGUCAAUCAGUAAUGAUCCGCAAUCAGGUUCAUCCCAAUCAAAUGCUGUAUCGUUAGACAAAAGCAUAGCGUCCUUAUUUACUACAUGUCUAAUAACUGUUCUACUUUUUUAUCAAACAUUUUUAUGA